UCGACGUGAUGGAUGAAUACCAUAAAGCACAGAGUGGUGAAGAUGAAUCAAAAAAUGAAAAUAAAUGCAGCAAAAAAUUAUUUGUCAUCUCUGCCUUCGCAAACGUGUUCUUCCUCGGAGCAAUAACUUUCUUGGUCGCCUUUCAGAUAGUUAGGGGUUGUGACAAGAGGAAUGACCCCCCGGGAAGCGAACUUUCGGCAACACAGGAGGACGUGUUCUUUUCGUGUUCACCUUGUUCCCCCAUGAUGAAAGCCGAGGAUGUUGACACAAUGAAAUAUCAAAUUGGGAACAACUCCACUGUAUGUUGUAAGAGAAUCACUACCAACGUCCGACUUCAGGUACCAAACACGGGACAUCUGUUACAGGCAUGUCGAUCAAAAGCAGGUGAUAACAGUUCUAUUGGGGCACUCCUGUAUAUCAACCCAGAUAGAUAUCACAAAGACGAGUCAGGAUUGCACUGGUCCCAAGUGAAUGGAUCAUCCUACAUAAACGGGGGCAUAAAAUACGAAGACAUGAUGGAGUAUGGCAAACUAAUUGUCCCAAGUGAUGGAAUUUAUGUAGUCUACAGUUAUAUACAAUUUGACAGUUACACAGGGGAGAGCACUCUGGACCGAACAAAGUCAGCAAUGCUUUCACUCUUUAAAAAUGGAAAAGAACUCGUGCAUCUGAACAAGUUCACGCUGCGACGAUUCAGUUACACCUCAAGUCAAGUGGGACCAAUUUUGAUCCCAAUGAAGACUGGAGAUAGUAUUCAUGUUGCAGUCAGCAAUGCAAAGAUUAUCUAUAAUAACCCACGGUCGAGUGUUUUUGGCAUUUUUAAAUUAUGA
Messenger RNA from Saccostrea echinata, 827 nucleotides. RefSeq lists its product as uncharacterized. Gene Ontology annotation, cellular component: membrane. NCBI's taxonomy places the organism in Eukaryota, Metazoa, Mollusca, Bivalvia, Ostreida, Ostreidae. Gene Ontology annotation, molecular function: tumor necrosis factor receptor binding. The transcript is spliced from 4 exons. Gene Ontology annotation, biological process: immune response. Bases 9 to 827 code for a protein of 272 amino acids. The record is from RefSeq and is a predicted model, not a curated record.